Aspergillus niger is the source of this 666-nucleotide messenger RNA. RefSeq lists its product as hypothetical. The record is from RefSeq and is a predicted model, not a curated record. Lineage: Eukaryota; Fungi; Ascomycota; Eurotiomycetes; Eurotiales; Aspergillaceae. The coding region runs from base 1 to 666 and encodes 221 amino acids. The transcript has 3 exons.
AUGGUGGGACCAAUCCCGGCAAAUGUAAACGGAUUAAAAGCACUGCCAGUGCUAGAAAGGUUUAUCAGCGACGAGGUAUUACCCCAAAGCCAGCGAAUGGACAGAUGUCUUGCGUUGAGGGGAAUUGGGGGGGAAACCAACAACCCAGCGACCGAACCUCACUUGUGUCGGCGGAAGGAGCACAGAACCAAUGGAGGUAAAUUACGGAAUGAAGCGAAGACAAAGAGGGGGAUUGAGAUCAUGGAAGUAAAGAAAGAGGAAUGGCAGGCGCAAUGGUACUGUCAGGUAAGAUACCUACUUACCGACUACAGCAUGAUUCGGUGGGAGACCCUGCACCUUUCCCGCAAGAACCCAAUCAGCACGGCUGAAUGCCCCACUCCGGGAUCCACCGGUUGGUCCAGAUCGAGUGAUGUGACUCUGAGUCUAUGGAGUCCUAGUACAGUAUGCGACUUACUGGAAAGGGAGAGGGAAAGGAAAAGUGGUGACGGAAGAGACAACAUCCACACCUCGGUAGUGCAUCCCUCGCUCUCCAGACUAACGGUCGAGCUAGAAUUAAGGGGAAUGGAACCCGAAGCAGGACGUGCUCCAUCCACGUACCUUAACUCAUCACCAGCCAAUUUCUCCCGAGUUACUCCAACAUUUGGGGAACGGGAUACCCAGCAGUGA